GUUCCUCUUCUCUUGUUAGCUUUCUAACAAGGAUAUAUUCCUUGAUAAACCUACCUUACCUUAGGUAGGUAGGUAUGUACGUAUUCACUUCAUUCACCAUCCCCACGUGACGCCUACCACCUCACUUCGUCCUAACCUUCACGCGCUCUGUUUACCCACAUUACCCAUCCCUCAAUAUCCACCUCUUCAUCCCACGAUAUCAUCCCACAUCCAACCUUUCAUCUCUCCACAAACCAAUUUCCCCCGCAAACCAGCAACCACAAAACCCUCAAAGUCCAAACCACCUAACUACCAAAAUGUCCCAAACCACCUCCUACAAUCAAGUCGCGGAGUCGGAGUCUACUUCCCGCAACGACCCACCAACCACCUCCGCCCCAUCCCGGUACUCAACCCGCAGAGGCCGAUACGCGACGCCAUCAGCGCCUCGCCCACGACAGCUUAGCAACGCGCUGCCCCCACUCAACAUACAAGGGCCCAUGUCCGCAUCCAUGACACGGCGACUUGAGGAGGAUUACCGCGCCGGACGAAUGAGCGAGAGGGUAGAUGUGGAGCGCGAGGUGCUUCAGGCAAUUAUGGAGACGGGGACGGACGAAAAGGGAAGGCGGGAGCUGAAGGCGCGGUAUGCAGGGCUGGGCGAGGCGGAGAGGAGAAGAAGAGAGGUGCUGUUGGCACAGUAUUCGGGCUUUGUGAUGAACAGUGAUGGGACGUUGGAUUAUGGGCUGGACUGUGAAUCAGGGAAGCGGAAGAAGUGGUGGAAGGCUUUGUUUCGUUAG
Messenger RNA from Amorphotheca resinae ATCC 22711, 773 nucleotides. RefSeq lists its product as hypothetical. The coding region runs from base 297 to 773 and encodes 158 amino acids. Lineage: Eukaryota; Fungi; Ascomycota; Leotiomycetes; Helotiales; Amorphothecaceae. The transcript has a single exon. The record is from RefSeq and is a predicted model, not a curated record.